Saccostrea echinata is the source of this 3241-nucleotide messenger RNA. RefSeq lists its product as uncharacterized. Gene Ontology annotation, molecular function: adenylate cyclase inhibiting G protein-coupled glutamate receptor activity. Gene Ontology annotation, biological process: G protein-coupled receptor signaling pathway. The transcript has 9 exons. The coding region runs from base 108 to 3203 and encodes 1031 amino acids. Lineage: Eukaryota; Metazoa; Mollusca; Bivalvia; Ostreida; Ostreidae. The record is from RefSeq and is a predicted model, not a curated record. Gene Ontology annotation, cellular component: membrane.
CGGUAACAUCAGUUCCUGGCGACAUCUACUUAGCAGGAAUAUUUACCAUAAAAUCCUCAACAACAUCUGGAAAUGAAUGUAAUGGUCAAGUGUCCACUACCUCAGUAAUGGGACUAGAAGCCGUGAAAUGGGCAAUACGUCGACUAAACCAGCAAAAUUACAUUCCUGGGGUUAAUUUGGGUUUGAUCGCCUAUCCCACUUGUCUGUCAGAGGAGUUGGCCGGUUACAGAGCAGUGGAAAUUUCAACCGCAGUAAAGGAGAAGUCAGAAAAUAUUAUAGGAAUCAUUGGAGCGGAGAGAAGUUCCGAUUCCGAAUCAAUUUCAACAAUUCUCGCGAGACUUCCCCGUUCCAUUGCUCCACCCAUGAUCUCAUAUUCUUCUACAUCCGUAUCGCUAAGUGAUAAGCUGAGGUUUCCCAACUUCUUCAGAACAAUUUAUUCAGAUCAAAUACAAGUCGAGGUUAUAACCACUCUAAUGACGGAAUUACAGUGGAACUACAUAUCUAUUGUGCACGAGAAUAACGCGUACGGUCGCCAUGGUGCUGAUGCAUUGAGAACGGAACUCCUUAAUCAUGGAAUAUGCAUCCGCACCGUUAAUGGUUUCAAUACUACAUACGGAGUUCAAAUAUCAGUUCUUAGUCAAAUCAUUGAGGAUAUCACCUUACCAAAAGAUGGGGCAGUAAGCGGGAUAGUAUUCUUUGGAGGACAGACGUCUGCCGAAAAAUUUUUGACAGCCAUGAAGGAUCUUAAUCUCGGAGGUGAUACACCAUCUAUCAUUUUUUCAGAAGGUGUUGGUACAUCUAAGGACGUAUUUAAAGCACAGACUAUUGCAGCAUCAAGAGGAAAUCUUGUAGUUAGCCCAAAGUAUCAACCAGUGCAGAGUUUCUUGGAACAUUGGAAAGCCAUUUUUAAAAAUAAGACAUUGCUGUUACACGAAAUAAAAACCAAUCCUUGGUUAAAGGAUGUUUUCUUUGAUAUAAAAGGGUGUUCUUACGAAGAUGUUUCGUGUAUCGUACCAACAGAACAAGAAAUGGAUGAUUUUAUGUCAAAGAAUAUCUAUAUUAAGUUUGCUGUGGAUGCUGUAUCUAUGUUUGCAAAAGCUUUAAAAAUUUCGAAGAAUGAAGUUUGUAGGAACGAUUCUUGCUCAUCAAUUCAUGUAGAUGGAAUAGAAAACUUUUCAAAAGCAGUAAGAGACAUACAGAUAAACUCCACGGCAGAGUUUGAAUCAAUUUUCCCAAUAGAACAAAGACUUCUUUUUGACGAAUAUGGCAAUAUUCAACCAGCAAAAAAUGCAGAAGUGUUUUCAGUGUAUAAUCACCGAAAAUGUCUGGAGGACGAAUCCCAAUACUGUUUUGUUAGGGUGGCCAACUUUUCUAAUAACAAAAUAGCAAUAAACCAAGCUCUGUUAAAAGAUUAUGACCAAUCUGGAAAUGAAAGAAGUUAUCACAAAGCUCAAUGUAAACCGGGUGAUGUAUGUACGAUUUGCCUACGCGACGACGAGCAGAUUUACUACAAAGCUGGAGACCUCAUCAUUGUUGCUGCAUUUGCAAUACAUAACGUUGGAGCAAAGCCUCUGCAAUGUGGAGGCUUGAGGAGCAACGUCGGUCUUGAUGUAGCACUAACAGUUGAGCAUGCUGUAGACAAGAUUAACGAAAACAAAACCAUUUUCGAUGGUACUUCAAUUGGAUUUAUUAUUUUAGAUUCUUGUAAUAAUCCUCUCGUAAUUCAAGAAAGGGUGCUCCGUCUGUUCAGAGCGGAUGGUUAUCCGAGACUGCCUUCUGAUAUAUCAGACCGGAUCCUUGGAUUUGUUGGUUCUCUGGGUAGUACACCGACUUUGGCAAUGGUUUCGAUUACGAAAGAGCUGCAAGGAAAACCACAGGUCGGGUGCUGUUCCACAAGUACAGAAUUUAACAAUAAAGACUUGUAUCCAAAUUUUGUACGUGUUUCAACCUCACUGGAGCACACAGCAGACGCAAUGGUUCAAUUAGCGAAACAACUUAAUGCUUUAUACAUUCAAGUUAUAUAUAGCUCUGGAUUCUACGGAGAAGAUGGAAAAGAUGCCAUUAUAUCCAGUGCAAAGAAAUAUGGCAUCUGUGUGGCAAAUACUAUAGAAGUACCCGAGAAAUCUAAUUAUUUCACUGUUCUGGACGAACUUCGAGUCAAACCUUCAGCCAAGGUGGUUUUGACUUUUCUUCGCUCUCAUGUUGGACCUUUCGUAAUGAAAGCAAUCACAGACAAUAUGCAGUCAGGUGGCGAGUUUCACUUCAUAGGUUCAGAGACUGUUGGUACUCGCAAGCAGUACCUUAUUCCUCGAUUAAAAGGGACAUUAUCUGUAGCACAAGAAAUGCCCCAAAGUCCUUCAUACCUUCAAUUUUUACAAACAAAGUCUCCAAAACCAACCGAUGAUAAUUCUUGGCUUCUUAAUGCAAUUCAAAGUCGUCAAGGAUGCUUUUAUCCUUGGAGUUUUAACAAAUCAAAAACUUUGUCCAGAGAAUGUGGACCAAACGACCAUUUAACUAAGAACGACAGCGCCCUUUUGGACCCAUGGACACCAUAUCUUUAUAAUGCUGUCCUUGCUCUUCUGAAAGGUUCGGCAAAUGCUUUGCGCGAGAUUUGCGUGACAACAUCAAAAAUAUGCACAGACUAUUCAGAUACGAAGAGGGUUUUACAACAUAUAAAAAAUGUCCACCUUGAUCUCAAUCAAAAAGGAUUACCUGUACCCGUUUUUGAUGAAAACGGAAAUGGUAAAUAUGGACAUCGGAUAUAUCAUAUUGUUUCUGAUGAGGGGGAGCUGUCCUAUAAAUUAGUCGGACGUCGAACCCAAUCAAGUGAUCUAGUAUUUAAUCAGGAGGACGAGAUAUUUCCAGAAUAUUCUGGAGGGACGGAUUGUCCGAAUCCUACAGACUGUAAAAUCUGCCGAGAAUUUCUGAACAAGGAAGGACAAACAAACGAUGAUUCUUCAGACCUGUCCUUAACGCAGAUUUUGCUAAUUGUAGGAAUAAGUAUUACCAGCUUUUUGGCCAUUCUCUUUAUAGUUCUAUUUUUGCGUCUAUGGUGGGAAAAAAGGCGAGAUAGCUGUGAGCAGCCUUCGGAUCCUUACUAUCUGACUGUCCAGUAUGCGGGGGAACGAGAUGUGGAGACGAUUAAUCCUGAAGCAAACAAUCAAGGUCAUAAUUCUGUCAACGGCUUUACAUUCCAUGAAUGAAUGGCUUAAAUAAAAAGCCUCUAUAAACAAUGCACACU